Molecule: messenger RNA, 6611 nt
Organism: Chroicocephalus ridibundus (black-headed gull)
Lineage: Eukaryota; Metazoa; Chordata; Aves; Charadriiformes; Laridae
Gene: ESPL1
Product: extra spindle pole bodies like 1, separase
Exons: 31
Coding region: 75-6581 (2168 amino acids)
Biological process (GO): meiotic chromosome separation; proteolysis
Cellular component (GO): mitotic spindle; centrosome; nucleus
Molecular function (GO): cysteine-type endopeptidase activity
Source: RefSeq, a predicted model, not a curated record
UUGAACCGGGCGCGCGGCGCGGCCUGUACCCAACGGCGGCGGCGGCGGAGCGGGUCACCAGCCUGGUGUCGCGUAUGAAGCCCCCCAGAGGAGCUGAUCCUGCCGCCCCGAUGGAGGGUGGGGAGGGCAUCACCGAGCUGCUCACCGAGCUACGGGAAUGCCUCUGCUGCUCCCCGGGAGAUGCCUCCGGCACCAGCCAGGCCUCCCGGCUGCAGCGGCGCCGGGUCUGCGACAGGGUGCUGCGGGUCUGCGUGGAGCGCAUGGCCCAGCCCGGGGGCUCCCCGGCACAUGCCACCAGCCUGGUGGCCCUGGCCGAGGAAGCGUGCCAGGGCUACCUGUCCACCGUGCCACAACCGGCUCCCCUCUACUUGGAGAAGAUCUUGUACCAUCUGCUGAGGAACGCGGCCAUGCGGGGGAGCGGCGAAGCCUGCUGGAGGGUGGCCAAUCUCCUCCGUGCCCGGCUACUGACUUACCGCCCCGGCCAGGUGCCCUCCAAGGACUUCACGGCCAUCGCCUACAGCAGCUUCGGCGUCCUCUGGAAAGGGGCAGAUGCCCUGGCUGAGCCUGAGCGGCCGCAGGAGGAGGGGAGAGGCGUCCUCUUGGUCCGUCUGCGAGCCCUGCGCUUCCUGCUGCUGCUGGAGGAGGACGGGGCAGCCUUGACGCUGCUGCAGCCCCCCUUCUUCACCUCCCAGACGGCGCAGCAGGCGGCUGCCGCCGCUGCCUUGUAUGAAGCCCAGCAGACGUCAUCCUCAUCUUUCCUGGGCCGACAGCUCGGGGACUGCUUGCUCGCGGCGCUGCGAAAGGAGGCGACUGAGCCGCCCAGCCUCCAGCAAUCCCUCUGCUUCUUUGAGCUCACCCUGGAGCAGUGCCGGCAUCUCUGCAAGAGCGGAGAGUACAGGGAGGCUGAGGAGGCAGUGAAGGGUGCGAGGGGAUUUCUGGGGACCGCAGGCGGCUCUGCAAAAUCUUUCCAUGACCCCCUGUCCCUCCUGGAGGCUGGGGUCCAGCUGAGCCAGGUGCUGGCCAAGAGCACUGGCCCUGCGGGGCCACCCUUCUCCCAGGCGGCGGCGGCUCUCAGAGCGGUGAUGGAGGCCUCAGAGCUGUUCCUCAGGGUGCUGGCCGAGAGCUGCCAGUUCCUCAUCUCCUCCCUUGGUGAGUAUGUGAAGAGGAGCAAGCAGCAGCCCUUCGGCCGGGAGGACGUACUCAGCCUCUGCGCCUUCACCGAGGGGCACUACCGUGUCCUGCACCGACUGCUGCGGAGGGUUCCUCCUGAUGGUGUCAAACAAAAGCUCAUGGUGAAGCAGCUGCUCUACCACAGCCUCCAGCUCUUUGCCAGCGUGGCCUACGACGCCUUCCAGUGCUCCCAGCCGUCGCAAACAUCGGACUGGCUGGGACUGGAGCAGCUGACGAUGGGCUGCAGGAGGAGCGUGGCCUGGAUGCUGGAGGCGUUGGAGGGGCUCCCCGAGAGCGAGCGAGCCAAGUACCUCGAUGUCACUGCGUCAUGCACCUUCAAGCUGGGCUACAUCUUCUACAACCAGAACCUUCACGAGGAGGCCAGCGCCGUCUGCGAGCUCUUCUGCGCGAGGCUGCAGGCGGCAGAUGCCUACGCGUGUCCCGAGAUCCCCCCGGAGCGGCUGCACAAAUGCUUCAGGCUGCAGGUGGAAAACUACCGCAAGCUGGGGCGGGUGGAGAGAGCCCUGGAGUGCGUGGUGCAGUGGCUGGUCGCGCUGCGGGGCCGCGUCGGGGAGCUGCUGGCAGAGCCCGUCUCCCUCUGGGUCAGAGUCAAAACAGACGCUGCCAAACAGGGGAAUGAGGAGUCACGGCUACGGACGUUGAAGGAAGGUUUGGAGGGGCACAACCUGGACACGGAGACCUUGGUGACCAUCCUCUUUGCGGAGUUAAAGGCCUACAAGACCGUCCGAGCUGACACAGGGCAGGAACGCUACAACGUCCUCUGUGACCUGCUGGAAAUCUGCUCGGAGGAGAGCGGCCGCCUGCACGAACGAGCCGUCGGCUUGACGGAGCUGGCCCAGGUCUUGUGCUACCGCAGCUACGCCCAGCAGACGGAGUGCUCCUCCCUGGACUCGGUCCACGAAGCCUUGAGGCUGCUGGAGUUGGUGCCCAGGAGCGCCCAGAACCGGGACCGGCUCCUCGACGACCGGGCGCAGGCUCUGCUCUGGCUCUACAUCUGCACCCUGGAGUCCAAGCUGGAGAAGAGCAUCGAGAGGGACCAGAGAGCCAAAGCUCAGGGGGUGAAAAACCUGGAUGACUUUGAGCCCAACGACCUCAACUACGAAGGCAGGCUGCUGGAGGACAGGUUCCUGUACGACGGCAUCGCCUUCAACCUGGCAACAGAGACCGCUCUCUCCAAAAGCCUGGAUGAUGCCUUCAUGCUGUGGAAGCAGCUCCUGGAGACACCGGGCGUCCCAGCCGUGCGCAGCCCUGAGCAGACCGUGGCCUCCCUGCACCUCCUGGCAGCGCUCUACAAGCUGAUGGUCAAGCCCUUGCAGGCCAUGGAGAGCUACCUGCUGGUCAGAGCCCUGUGCAGCGCGCUCGGGGACAGCCUGGGCACGGCCGGUGCCCUCUGCCAGGUCACCAAGCUGCUCUUCCAGCUGGAAUGUCCCAGUUACGCCCAGCUUUUCCUGGAGGAGACGGAGUCCUGCCUGCAGAAAGCCGACAGCAGCAACGAUUCCUACCUUCUGCUGCAGCAAACCUGCCUCCUGCUCCGCAGCCAGCUCUGCUGCGUCAACCGCCGGAUUGAGGAGGGUCUCGCCCUGUUGCUGGGGGUGCUCCAGAACCCGGCUCUGCAAAAAAUCACCAAGGUCUGGUACCUUCUGCGAGCCCACGUUCUUCGGUUGGCGGCCGUCUACCUGAGCCUCCCCCCUGCCUGCCUCUCGCUGGAGCUCCGGCAGCGGAUUUUCGGACAAGGGUGGAAGACGCCCGAGACGGCUCUCGCCGAAGCCCACAAGCUCUUCCGCGGCGUCAUCCUCCUGCUGAUGGGCGGCAACGUGCUGGGCUGUCAGACAACCGCCUCCGACGCCCAGUUUGUGGAUUAUGGGGACAAUGUGCUGCUGAAGUGGCACGUGCUGGGUGACAUGCUGGCCUGCUCGGAGCACCUGGUGGCCCUCCUCAGCAGGCUGGAGGUGGUGUGUAAAGCCAAAGCCUUCUGCUUGGAGGCCGUCAAGCUGGCCAUGAAACUGCAAGCCAUUCGGUGGUGUGCUUCCUUCCUGGUGCUGAAGGCCCAGCUGGAGCUGCAGCAGAGCGAGCUGGAGCUGAGCCACUUCGACCUCCAGCAGGCUCUCUUCCUCCUGGAGUCCGACACAGAGUUUAAAACCAGCAAGAAGCAGAAGAGCCAGAGAAAAAUUCUGCCCAGGAAAGGCAAACUGGAGGACAAGAAGCCCCGGGACCCUGUCUCUGAGCCCCCCAGGGAAGAGGACGGUUUCCUGAAAGGCCCCGAGCUGGAGUUUGUGCCCACAGCGAGCGGGGUGGAGAAGGCGGAUGCUCUCAUGGCCUCACCGGAGCUGAAGGUCCCGAAGAGGAAGAGACUGGCCUUCCUCGCCCACCCAGCGACCUGCCCCUGCUGCCUCUGCUCCGACCUGGCCCUCUCGGCGCUCUGCCUGCGCUGGCUCCUCUCCUGCGCCCGGAGCGAGCUGGCAGCGGGCAGCGCGGCCGAGGGGCUGGCUCUCAUCCACGCCGUGCUGCCGCGCUGCGCUGCCGUGGCCGCCCGCUUCGCCGCCCUGCUGCGGGACAAGCUGCAGGGCAGCUCCGUCGGCCGGGACCUGCCCGCCCUGGAGCUGCUGCACGAUCUGGUGGCCGCCGGCUACGCCGCGUUGGCCCUUCAGAGCCUGGCCAGCCCCCAGCUGGCAGAGGAGCUGCAGGAGGAGCUGGAGACGGGGUUGACCUUCCUGGCGUCUUGCAGACCCCACUUGCCCAACCUGGAGGUCUCCAGGGCCAGCCUGCUGCUCACCAAAGCCAUGGCUACCAUUUGCCGCCUGGCCUCUAAGCACGGGGACUCCAUGGAUGGCGUCUUUGCCAGUUCUUGGACCUUGCAGUUGCCCGUGCUGCCUCCGGCAGAGCCCAAAGAGGCGACUGUGCCCCAAACCCUCAAAUCGGACAAGGCUCAACCCCAAAAGCGCAAAACCAAGCCCACGUUGGCCCCUGCCAUGCCCAAGCCCAGAGUGAAGAAGAACCAGAGAGCGAAGCCACUGUCUGUCCCCGACGCCGAUGACAUCUUUGCGCUGGGUGACUCGGACAGCGAGGUGCCCCCCAUCGUCAUCCGGCCGGCCACGGUGCCCUGCACACCCUGCCAGAAAUCCCGUCCCCACGCCAGGGCGCGCGCAGCCCCUGCUUCCCGGACUCCCUUCACCAUCUUCAGUGAGUCCUCCCCACCAGCCAGCAAGUCCCGGCUCCUGCGAGCCCCCAAAGCCUCAGGGAGAGUCAAAUCUCGCCUAAAAGUGAUGUUCAGCGAUGACAGCGACGUGGAGGGUCUUGAAGCGGGGCUGACCCCCACUGCCGCCACCACCACCCGCAAGCCAUCCCGUGCCCCAAAAGCCCUGUCCCCCAAAUCUAUGGGGUGCGGCGGUGCCCAGCCCCGGAGAGGGCGGCCGGGCACCCGCCGAGCCGGGGCUACGGAGGAGAAAAGGGAGCGGGUGACCCGCAGGGCUCCCGGCAAGAGAGCCGAGGAGGAACGGGAGCUUCUGAGGGCCAUCGAGGAAGAGGAGAAAGAGAAGGUGGAGGAAGAGCUUGAUCUCAGCUUCAAGGUCUUGCGGGCCUCUGAGGAAGAGGAGGGAGCCCCAGGCAGGACACGGCGUCCCCGGUGCAGGCAGGAGGAGCAGGAGGACAUCGGGGAUGGCCCGGCAGCGCGGUGGUGGCCCGACAGCGGGGACCCCCUGCCCGUGGAGGGGACCCUCUCCUCCCCCCGGCCCGCGGCUGGCGGCGUCCCCUCGCUGGACACCGUCCUCGAGCUCCUGAAAGAGGCUUUCAACCUCGUCAGCCACUGCCCUCCCGGGGCGCUCUACAGCCAGCUCUGCCGCCUCCUGGCCCUGGGCCUGGGCAACCAGGACCCCCUUUCCACUGCCUACCUGCUCUCCGAGUCCGUCUCCGUCACCACCCGCCACCAGCUGCUCAGCGUCAUCCACAGGAAGAUCCACAAAGAGAAGAAGGCGGUGGGGGACGUGGCGGAGCAGCUCCAGGGGCUCUCCCUGCGGGAGGGGAGCUCUGCCCAGCGCAGCCGCCACCUCGCCGAGCUCCAGAGACUCUUCGCGUUCAGCGCGGCGGGGCUGGGGUGCGGGGAGCGGGACGCCUUCCGCGCCCAGCUGCAGCAGAUCCCCGCCGGGGUGACCGUCUGCGUCCUGACCCUGGCCGGCAUCCAGCCUGGCUCGGCGGGGGACACGCUGCUGCUGACGCGGCUGGAGAAGGACGCGGCUCCCCUCAGCAUCCGCAUCCCCACCGCCCUCGGCAAGGUCCCGCUGCGUUCGGUGCUGAGCGACUUCGAGGCCAUCCUGAAGGAGCAGAAGGAAGCCAACGGCUGCACGGACAAGCAGGACUGGUGGCUGCGCCGCUCCCAGUUGGACCACAGGAUGAAGAGCCUCAUCGAGACCCUGGAGACGCAAGUGCUGGGCUGCUGGAGGGGGGCCCUGCUCCCCGCUCCCCCCCAGCCCGCUCUGGACGAGGAAGUCGCCCUCUUGCACCCCCAGCUCUGCCGCUGCGGCUGGAGCCACCCCCAUCCCGCCCUGCUCAAGGUGCUGCUCAACGCCGCUCCCCUCCUCGCCCCCGAGGACGUGCGAGCCCUGGCCUUCGGCCUCUGCCCCGCGCAGCCCCGCCAGGCUCAGCUCCUCUUGCAGGAGGCGGUGGAAAAGCAGAGAUCCUGCCCCGCGCAGCCCGGCGGAUCCCUCGUCCUGGUUCUGGAUAAGCACCUGCAGAAGCUGCCCUGGGAGAGCAUGGGCUGCCUGAAGGCUGUGCCCGUCACCCGCCUCCCGUCCCUGCGCUUCCUGCUCAGCUACUCCCUGGCACAGGCGCAGCGCGCAGGGUCAGUGCUGAGCCGCGGCGUCAACCCCAGCAGCACCUUCUACGUCCUCAACCCCCACUGCAACCUCCUGGGCACCGAGGAGCGCUUUCGGGGCUGGUUCGAGAGCGAGCCCGGCUGGAGGGGGGUGACCGGCGCCGUCCCCAGCCCCACGCAGAUGCAGGCGGCUCUGCUGGAGCACGAUCUCUACAUCUACGCGGGGCACGGAGCGGGCGCCCGUUUUCUGGACGGCCAGACCAUCGCCCGGCUGGAUUGCCGCGCCGUGGCCCUGCUCUUCGGCUGCAGCAGCGCCGCGCUCGCCGUCCGCGGCAGCCUGGAGGGCUCCGGCAUCGUCCUCAAGUACAUCAUGGCCGGCUGCCCCCUCGUCCUGGGCAACCUCUGGGACGUGACGGACCGGGACAUCGACCGCUACGCGCAGGCGCUGCUGCAGGGCUGGCUGCGGGGGGGCUCGGGGGCCCCCCUCCUCGCCUACGUCGCCCAGGCCCGCCAAGCCCCCCGCCUCAAACACCUCAUCGGGGCCGCCCCCGUCGCCUACGGGCUCCCCGUCUGCCUCCAGUGAGGGCUGGGGGGGGUCCCCGCUCCCCCGGGU